This is a messenger RNA of Dermochelys coriacea (leatherback sea turtle), 7312 nucleotides long. RefSeq names its product T-box transcription factor 22 (gene TBX22). The record is from RefSeq and is a predicted model, not a curated record. The transcript is spliced from 8 exons. Bases 122 to 1645 code for a protein of 507 amino acids. Gene Ontology annotation, cellular component: nucleus. Gene Ontology annotation, biological process: positive regulation of DNA-templated transcription; regulation of transcription by RNA polymerase II; cell fate specification. Gene Ontology annotation, molecular function: RNA polymerase II cis-regulatory region sequence-specific DNA binding; DNA-binding transcription factor activity, RNA polymerase II-specific. NCBI's taxonomy places the organism in Eukaryota, Metazoa, Chordata, Testudines, Dermochelyidae.
GAACUUUACCGCUCCUGCCCGAGGGGGCUUUUAGCUCUCUUUUAGGAUUUGGGGGAUUUCCUCCCCAUCUUUAAAGGAUCAGGCUUGAAGUUCCGCUCGGGAGGAUCCAAUUUGCUCCGGGAUGGCUCUAAGCUCCCGAGCUCACGCUUUCUCCGUGGAAGCCUUAGUGGGGAAAUCCGCAAAGAGGAAACUGCAGGACUUCAGAGAUGAGAAACAACAGCAUCGCGUGGAGAAGGGAGAGGAGGAAGGGACCGGCUGCAGAGGGGCCGGGAAAAGCCAGGGACCUGAAAAGAGACCUAAAGCAGACACAUCGGCUUCUUUCUCAGCGAGCGCCGAAAGCCGAGACGCGAAGGAUGAUAUCCACGUGGAACUGCAAGGCUCUGAACUCUGGAAAAGAUUUCACGAGAUCGGCACGGAAAUGAUUAUUACCAAAGCCGGCAGGAGAAUGUUUCCCUCUGUCAGGGUGAAAGUGAAGGGUCUGGAGCCAGCGAACCAAUAUUACGUCGCCAUUGACGUGGUCCCUGUGGACUCCAAAAGAUACAGGUACGUCUACCACAGCUCCCAGUGGAUGGUGGCUGGGAACACAGACCACUCCUGUAUAACGCCCAGGCUCUAUAUCCACCCGGAUUCCCCCUGCUCCGGAGAGACCUGGAUGAGGCAAAUCAUCAGCUUCGACAGGGUGAAACUCACCAACAAUGAGAUGGACGACAAAGGGCAUAUUAUCCUGCAGUCCAUGCACAAAUACAAACCGAGAGUGCACGUGAUUUUGCAGGAUUCCAGAUUUGAUCUGGCCCAGAUCCAGUCUCUGCCGGCGGAAGGCGUUAAAACCUUUUCAUUUAAGGAAACCGAAUUCACCACUGUUACGGCUUAUCAAAACCAGCAGAUUACCAAGCUGAAAAUAGACAGGAAUCCCUUUGCUAAAGGAUUUAGAGACCCUGGGAGAAACAGGGGAGUGCUGGAUGGACUUUUGGAAACAUAUCCAUGGAGGCCACCACUUACUCUGGAUUUUAAGACCUUUGGUGCAGAAACCCAAGAUGGAAGUUCUGGUUCUUCACCUACGGCCUCAAGUGGUGGGACGCCAUCUCCUCUGAACUCCUUGCUUUCUCCAUCUUGCUCACCUCCUACGUUUCACUUGUCAGCAAGCAACAUUGGAGGGUCAUGCCCUGAAACAUAUCUACAUAAUCUCAAUUUGCCCCUUUACUACAAGAUUUGUCCGACAAGCCUUUUGAGACAACAGUCACUUGUAUUUCCAAGCCACGAAAAACUGGGAGGCACCAAUCCACAUGUUUUACCCCACUUCAUGGUGGAUGUGCCUGUGCUAUCUUCCCUUGGCAUAACAAAUCUGAAAAAUGGUAAAUCUGAAGACUUAACUGGGCAGUGUCUACAAGUACCCAGUUCUGCUAAUCAAAUGUUGUAUGGACUACAUGCAUCUGGAAACAUUUUCCCAUCAAGUCCCAUUGCUCGGGAAGCACUUAAUUGUUCUUUACAUUCUCCAUAUGGCUUGUAUGGUUAUAACUUUUCUAUGCCAUCUAGACUGAUGAACACAACAAGCCAUUUCAAAGUGAAUGACAGCAUUCCGACUUCUUUUAGAGGUGGCAGAUGUAAUCAUUCUAACUGGCACUCAGCAAUUAAUCAUUGCCUCUAAUGGAACUAUAGAACAUUUCUAAUGCAGUGACAUGUAAGCAAGUCUUUUCUUCAAUCAUUCCUAAGGUUUACUGAUUAUUGUAUAUAAAGUGCUUCAUAAUCCAGGAGUGACCUGCCUAGAUAUUUAACAUUUCAUGUGCAACUAGGUUGUAAAAAAUGUUCUGAGCAUGGGGGACAACAAAAUAGCCAACAACAGAGAGAUGCCUUUUGGUAAGAGUUAUUUAUGUAAUGUUCAUAGGAUAGGUGCAAACUUUACAUUCACCCUUUUAAUCUUUGCACUUUGCAGCAGGAAUGAACCUCAGUGUUAAGGAGCAACUAAGUAUAAUAAAUGUGCAGUACUAUAAACAUUAUUUUCAUGAAACUCUUUAUCUAGCUUCCCCUUUAGUUACCUUGAAGAUGAAGGGCUAGCUUCUGCUCACCUUACUUGAGUUGUCCUACUGAUGUUAAUGGGACUAUCUGAGGCCCUGAUUUAGCAAACCAUCCCUAUUCAGCUAUGUGCUUAAGCCCAUGCUUAAGACCUAUUGACUUUAUGGGGCAUACUUAGAGCGAAGCAAGCAUCUUGCUGCCUCAGGACCUGAAUGAACCAGCUUAGCAGGAUUUGGUCCCAAAUCUAAACAUUAGAUGUUGAAGGAAGCAAAAACUGACCAAACGUCCAAGGGCUUGAUUAUUCCUGGCCUGGAGUGGUGGGAAAAGGGUGUCUGAUGAGAGGAGGGUACAAAGAGCCUUCCUGACCCUGUGUGUGCCCCUACACAGCACAGUCUGCUCAUUAUGCUUUCCUAAGGACUCCGCUAGAUAAUGCUGAAAGUGGCACUAGCCUGUCCCAAAGUGGGCAGGGAGGACAGGGAAGGGCCAUGUCUGCCUUCACUUUGGCCAGCUGGUCCCCAUAAGGGGAGCUCAGGAAGCAGAUCUCAGAGCUCCAGGAAACAUUGAGCCUAAGUGAGACAAAACUCUUCCUGAAGCACUUGCUGGGGCAGUGCUCAUCUGCAUCUCCUCCAACCCCUCGGGCAUGAAGGAAAAUAGGAAUUGCCAGACUGGAUCAGACCUACAGCCCAUCUAGUCCAUUAUCUUCUCUCUAACAGGGACCAGCAUCAGGUGCUGCAGAGAAAGGUAUAAAAACCCUACAGCAGUCAGCUAUGGGGUAAUCUGACCCCCAUAGAGAUCUCAUACUGAUCCCUAAGAGCUAGCGAUUGAUAAACUCUGAAGCAUGAGGUUUUAAUUCCCUCCCAAUUUUUUUUUUUAGCAUUAACUGUUCUAACUCUGGAUAGUCUUGUUACCCACGUAAAUAUUCUCCACCCCGCAAGGGCACAAUAUAACGCUAACAGUUAUCCACAAUUGGAAGCAUGCUGUUUAUUUUUCUUUACUUGAUGUAUGUUCAGGCCCUUCCUGAAGUCAGUUGAUUUGUACGUCUAACUUGAUAUAUAAUAGACAUUUGCAGAGAAUAUUUGACAGGAAUUAGCCACGUUGUGGAAUUAAAAUGAGAGAGAGAGAGAGAAUCCUGAAUUUACAAACAUAAAAAUGAAAAGGAAUACUUGUGGCACUUAGAGACUAACAAAUUUAUUUGAGCAUAAGCUUUCGUGAACUACAGCUUACUUCAUCGGAUGAGCUGUAGCUCACGAAAGCUUAUACUCAAAUAAAUUUGUUAGUCUCUAAGGUGCCACAAGUACUCCUGUUCUUUUUGCGGAUACAGACUAACACGGCUGCUACUCUGAAAUAUAAAAAUGGUACUACAUUGCAAAUACACGUGGAUUUAAGACUGAAAAGUUAUUGGCAAAAUUCUAUUUUUACUCUCAUUCAUAAAUUGUUGUGAAACUAGACCAAAACAGGAGCUGUUUAAAUAACACAGUUUAAAGAUUUACUGUCACAGGACUUUGUUAAAAUGAAAUUGCAUUCCGGAGAUUGGUAGACUUAACUUUUCCUGCUGGUAGAGCUGCCUGUGACCUAGUCACAAAACUCUCAUAUAUAUCAAUAAGAGAUGAGUACUUAGGGUAUACAUAACUCUAUUAAAUUGAUAUCAAAACAGUUAGUAAUAUUGCAAAAAGGAGGAUAUCUGUAUUCUAAUGUUAUUUUUUAGCAAUGUCUAGGAUUUUUUUUAAUUAAAAGUGAAACAUUGCAAUGAAGCACUGUUUAUAACUAAAUGUCGUACAACCACCUUCACGCAUAAUGGGACAAUUCCUGGCUGCUUUACUCAUAUGAGUAGUUCCAUUGAAGACAAUGGACCAGGUUUUGCCACAUUGGUAUCACAGAGAUCAGAAUCUUUGUUCAUCAGGAGUGCUCACGAGAAUAACAGGAGCAAGACAUGGUCCUAAAUCUUGAAUAUAUUACUGGGGGAGCAGGAGGAGGAUCUUCUAGAUCAGUCAUUUUUUUCUGGGUGGAUGCAAAUGGUAAAUCCCAAAUUCCACAAUAACAGUAGUGAUUAAAUAAAAUAUUACAAUUAUGAUAGAUUUGAAGUUGUGGAACAAAACUGGUAUUUGUCCACUUAAAAUAAUCGAUUGAAACCUAAGCUAUAAAUUUUUGGCAUAGAUGACUUUAUGAAAAAGUAUCAUUUAAAUCUGGAUCAAAUAAAUUAUAUUUUUAUUUCCUAGAGCUGAGCGAACAAUUUAUUUGACAAAAUCACCCUCUUUUUCCAUUCACAGAAUGUAUGACAUAAACAGAAUAUGAUUUUCUCAAAUGUAUUUGUUAUUUGAUUAACUUUUUUCCACUUUUUUUUUAACUUUUAAAAUUAGCAAUCUAACAUUUGAGUUGUAUUGUUUAAUUACAAUCAUUCUUAUGAGUCAUGUUAUAUUGUUUAUGGUUCCUGAUUGGAUACAGCUAAUUCAAGUUCCUGUUGUGAAUACAAACGGAAAACAAAUUUAAAAUUAAGUUUUUCAUAAGCAGGCAAGCAUAACUUUUGUGUUCCUUGAGCAUUCCAGGAAAACCGGAUCAUGCAAUUAUUUGCAGAGAGCAAAAAAGAGAAUGGAAACAUCGCUAAUCAAUAGUUUAAAAUGAAUAUUUAUGGGACAUUUUUGUUGUGCUCAUGCAGCUCUAUGUGGUGGUGCAAUUGUUGGCAAACUUUCAAUGACUAUAAGAUACUUCAACUAAAUUCAAAUGUACAUUUCAUUGUAAACUGGCAACAUCUGGUAUGAGCUAAAACCUAUUCACCUUACUCCCUCCUAGAGCGACUUCAGUGGUAUAGCAUGAGGAAUUUGGGCCAUAGAGUGAAUAUUCAAUACAGUGAGCCAGAUUUUGUUCUUGGCUACAAGUGUGAAAUACCACUGGCUUUACCCUUCAGGUCUGAGCUGAAAGAAAAACUAGAUUUGUUAGAUGUAUAAAGGAUAUAAUAAGAAUAAGAAUAAACUCUGUAGGCAAGAUUUUAGGCUCUAGAUGAUGUGAAUUUCUUUAACUGUUUUUUCUCUCCCCUUGCCUUUAGCUCUUAAUUUUAUCAUUUCAAACACCAGUUCUGCUCCCAUUUACUUGCUCUGGUGGUAGCACUGUAGAACAUGGAAGGAGCGAGGCUCCUGAUCUGGCUCCCACAGAAGACAAUGGAAAACCCCCAUUGACUUCAAUGGGAGGCCUAUGAGUGGGCUUCACUGGUUCUAACUCACUGGGCCACAGGUAUAAGGUACUUAUAGAACGAGAUAUUGGUAGGAAUAGUUUUAUCCAAAAAGGAAUCAACACUUUGAGUGAAAGUGUCUGGAGAAUAUUAUGCACUUUACACAUAUUAGAAAGGUGAAGGAGAAAAGGCUUCUGAUUGGUGUGAUAUUGAACUAAUGAUUCAAGAACCAUAUGAAGUACUUUUUAACCCACCCCUGUUGAGCAGUUUUUAAAUGUAAUUCUGCUGCUGUCACUGUUCCACCAAAAAGUUUUGUGGACGUUUGCAGAUUUUGACUCUGCUGCUGGACAAGUGAUUGAUAAUACAUAGACAAGGCACGGGAGUGGGGGGAGGGGGAUGCCACAUUUUGAUCCUUAUAUAGCAGGCAUUAUAUAGGCAGAGAAGCCUUUCAAAACCCUAACAGCUGACCAGACUGGAAUAAAUGACCCAAGGUUUUCGACCUGUGGCUAGACGUUUCUGCUUAGGUGGCAAAACUCUGGCUAAUUAUGCCAGGUCUGAUUUUCUUCGCUCUUACACCAGUUAUACAGCAUAGGCUUGAAUGGGAUUACUCUUGAUUUACACUGGUAUAAAUGAGAGGAGAAUCAGGUCCUUUGAUUUUAGAACAUCUAAUGUAUUUUUCCCAUUUCACUGAAUGGCACCAAGGCCAUUUUAUUCACAUUUCACUGUUCUCUCUAGCUCUAUAAUGAUUCUUUCUAAAGAUUCACCAGUUUAUGACAAAGGCCUUGAGAAUUCUGGCCCCAUAUCAAUGAAGGUGCUUACUGAAGUCCACUAACAUGGCACAUGCUGGGCUUACUCCAUGUACAGUGUAGCUAUUGGAAAGGGUGUGAUUUGAGCUUCCCUGUGGACAACGGGAGGACAUUUCACAAUCUGUGGAGUCCAUGCAGGUCAGAAAACCAGAAUUCCAAUCAGGCUGUGAAUAGCUAGCCAAGGAGACACUAUCCGGAUGCAAAGGGUCCAACUUUUGAUAAACUGGAGAGUGCCAAUUGGAACUAACAGCUACAUUUGUAAUAGCCAUGAUGGUAUUUUUGCCAGAAUUUUAACACCAUUGUAUAUAUGGUUUUGUUUAUAGUAGAAAAGCUAUGUCCAAAUGAUCAAUGAUGACUUACAAGUUUCCUUUUAGUCUUACUGUUUUAAACUGCUACUAGUGAUAACUGAGUGACAGAACAUGAGAAAAUGAAUUACCACCAUUACUUCAAAUAUUCAUAAUAGUAAAUCUUUUUUUUUUAAAAUAUGCAAACGGGAUGAAUGAAAGACAACUUCAAAAGGACCAUAUGUCCAUAACAUGCAGGUAUAUUCUAUAUACUGUACCAGUGAAGUUCUUUUCUUUACUAUUAUGUGGAUAUACAUGACAAGUGCAAAACUUCCAACUUUCUAGCCUCGGUCAGUGGAUUGAAAAUAAAAUAAACAUAAAAAUACUGUGUGGGUGAAUAAAAUAGGGAGGGAAAUACAUUUCUCAAAAGCUGAAACUUAUUCCACAAUUUAAAAUAUUGUUAAUUCAACCUUAGAUUCAAAGCUAUUCAGAAAUAUCUGAUUAUAUUUAUAGUACUCAGUGAAUUGAAUUGACAAUACUGAAAGCACUGUUUUUAUACUCCACUUUGGAAUAUGCUACAUUUGUGUUUAGAAACCUCUUCUUCAAUGAGACAAAAUAACAACAGUGUUUGUGAAUCCAACUGUAGUUUACCAAUUGGUUUCACCAGAAUUUAAUAUGUUUACUGGCUAUGUUUAAAAUAAGUGAAAUGCAUCGUUUGAACAUUGGUGGUAGUUGCUUUGAUAUAAGUGCCUUAGUAUAUAUUUUAUCUUCUAAGGUUUGGGCUGCAAUUAGAUGAUAAUUUGUAUUAAAAUUAUAUAUACAAACCUGGAUUGGAUGGCAAUAUAAAACAGACAAUUAAAUAUAUAAAACACUUGAAACAUAUCCAGUAUUAAACUUAUUUGCAUGUGUGGUUUCGGCCAUUUCAGACAUGUUGUUCCAAUAAAGUUAUAGAAAGGAAAAGGGCUAGUAUAACUUCCUCCAAAAGUUUCAGAUGUUCAUGUUUACAAAUUUGUACUGCACAUUAAUAUGUAAACAUACUCUAUUGGGAA